Molecule: messenger RNA, 1306 nt
Organism: Paramecium pentaurelia
Lineage: Eukaryota; Ciliophora; Oligohymenophorea; Peniculida; Parameciidae
Source: the annotation of a GenBank genome assembly
AAUGAAGACUAGCUCCUUUAGAUCAAAACUAAAUGCUUCUAAAUGUGAUGAUUUGGAUAAUCAAAAUACUUAAGUAAUACAUAUAACAAUUAAUUUAAGAAUUUGAUCAAACUUACAUCUUAGAUAGAAAGACUUACUUAAGUAUUAAAUAUGAAGAAUGAUGAAGUUGAGAUGUUGACAAAAUAACUUGAUCUUUAAAAAUCAUGUGCAAAUCCUAAAGAAAUUGAAGACUUGAUUACUGUAUAUAUCUAUAAUUAAUUAUUAGACAGUUGAAGAAUAAACUAAGGAAAUUGAAAAAUGGGCAGAUAAAUAUAAAAAAUUACAAUAAUAAACUUAAUAAUUAGAAUAAAAGAAUAUUGAAUAAGAACAAAUUAUUAGAUUACUAUAAAAUAAUAAUACUUAAUAAUACAUCAAUACAAAUGAUAUUGAAUAAUCUUCUAAGGAUAUUUAAUCAAAAAGGAUUUAUCAAAGUAAUAUUAGAAAAGUAGAUGAUGAAGAUUUGAAUUAUGUUAAUACUCAAAAACUUUAGAAGAAAUAAGAUGAAAUAAAUCAAUUAAAAUUCUAGUUUUCUUAAUUGUAAUAAGAAUUAAUAAAUGAAAAAUAAUUACAUAGAGAAUUAAUUGCUGCAGAAGAAUCUAGAAUUAGAGAAUAAGAAAGAAAAGCAUUUAAUUAAUAUAAAUAAGACACAUAAAAUUAAUUAAUUUUAUAUCAAAAUUAAAUUAAUGCUUUACAAAAUAUGUUAGAAAAUUUACAAAAAAAAGAUGUCAAUCAAUCUUAAAUUAAAGAAUUAAAUCAACAAUUUCCCGAUAGAAACAAAAAUAUUAAUUUAUAUAAUAAUGAUAUUCAAAAUGUAUAAGAAGUUACAAGAUAAUCAUAAUUUAAAAUACCAUAGAAAGAAUAAGUCAGUCAAAUAUAAUAUUAGAAAAUUGAUACUGUUCCAAUUUAUCCAUCUCAGUCAUAUAGAAUAGCUCCUUUGGAGAACAACUCUUUUUCUCUAGAAAGUGCUCCAAAUGAAUCCUAACUCAAUCCUAAUAAGAUUAAUUAGAUUUAAGAUCAAAUUAAUUAAACAAUGGCUUAAAUUGAAAAAUCCAUUCUAUAAGUUGAUAUGAUGAAAUAGACUAAUUAAAUACAUUAGAAAAUAUUUCAAGAGUAAAUAUAUUCUACCGUUUCUAAUCCUUAAAUGAAUUCUUAACCUCCUCAAUAUUUACCAAGUUCUAAAUACUCAGAUAAUUAGAAUUCAAUCUCGUACAUAGGCUAGAAGUAAUCAAAUAAUUUUAAUUAAUUUAAUUAAAGAUAGAAUUUUUGA